This is a messenger RNA of Pecten maximus, 1968 nucleotides long. RefSeq lists its product as uncharacterized. The record is from RefSeq and is a predicted model, not a curated record. Bases 1 to 1566 code for a protein of 521 amino acids. The transcript is spliced from 3 exons. Lineage: Eukaryota; Metazoa; Mollusca; Bivalvia; Pectinida; Pectinidae.
AUGACUCCUAUGAAAUUCUGGCACACUUAUUACGUGACUAUCCCUCCAAUUGGUUCGCUCUAUGACUGUAGAAUUGUUGCUGCAUUGCCCGAUACGUUGGUAUGGUACCAUUGUGGCACAAGCGGUUGGCAGUCCGUAACUCUACCCAAUACCGGAUAUGACGUAUUGCUACAGUUUGGUGACGCAAUCUGCAAGGUAUUUACCACUGGACCUGUCAUGCUUACCAUAAUCAUCCAUUCGGUGACCCAUGACCCCUCCAUGGUUGUUUUACAGCCCUUGUGUGAAAUCCACAAAACCGUUGCUUUUCACGUCCCCGUAUCUCUCGAAUCUGCACAGAUCAUGUUUGUUACAUAUAUAGACGAUUUAAAUUAUAUAACGUUAGACAAUGAUUAUGUGACUAAUUUACACAUUACUCCAAUCGAACCGGAUCUUGUUGGUGUGUUUGGAUACGUUCAAAGUGGGACUCACUUUAUAAGAACAUCCGGGCUCUCCCUAAGAAUAUCGGGAUAUGUACUUGGAAGGCAUGGUAGUGAAACAUACGGAUUCUCGCUACAAGCUGGACGAAACAGUUCGUUCGUUUUCGACACAGGAACAGCUGAAAUCCUUAAUAACAACAAAUAUGAGUCUACCGCCACGCCUUUGACAUAUGACACAGAGAUUACAACACAAGUUAGAGACGAAAACAACCUCGAACAGUCAAUAAACUCUGUCACGGUUGAUGACACAGUCAGCACAGCGAGUGGAACCGCCAAAUCUGUUGGAACAUCUGAAUCCUCCUCCACAGAAACAAAAGGUUUCUCAGCAUCUGGAAACCUCGAGACAUCGAAAGCAACAACAGUCGCCUCGGGUUUUACAACAUCCGAAAUAACGCCUGACGAAAUAGUCAGCGAAACGACUUUAACAACCAUUCAAAAGUCCGAAACAAAAAUCGCCUCAGGUAUUACAGCAUACGAAAAACCUCCUGAAGCAACAAUGAUCACAGCUAUUAUAACAAGCGGACCAAACACUGAAACAACAGCUUCCAAGGUUAAAGCAGCGCCCAAACCAACGACUGAAGCAACAACCACCACAUUUACGGAAACAACAGAAUCAAACAUUCAAACAACAACCGUCAAAACUGCCAGAAAAACAGUUGCCGGAACAUCCCAACCGGUGACCAAAACGACAGCCGCCAUUUUUUAUGGAACUUCAGUCGCCCACGGAGACACAAACUUGAUGGCAUCAGAAGGAACCACAACAGCCGUAACGAAUGAAAUUACAAGCAUUGACUGGAAUACGUCACCAGAAUCCAAAAGGCCGACCGAAACAUCAGUGCUUUGUGGUACAGCAAAUCCUUAUUCCAUUAAAAACAUGAAAUGCUUUAUGUAUUGCCGCAAUUAUACUAGAGAUAUGGACAUCCGUUUGGUUGACAUGCGUGCCAACCUGAUUGACCGGAAGAAGACCAGACGCUACAUCCGCACUCUGACGUCUGCGCAGGACGACCGGAUGUCCGUACAGACUAUCGGGUAUACGGGUGUGAUAUGUACUGGUGUCAGUGUUUUUAUUUAUAGUCUUUCUGGACUUUGAAGCAUGUAAACCCAGGAAACGGAAUCAAAGGAGUCCGGUGUAGUACACUUACAAAACAAAAAAAGUUCAUCUGAUGACUUCGGAGGACAAACGAAAUCCUUAAAAUGGGGAGAAAGCUUGAGCAAAAAUACAUAGGUACACAAGGAGAAUGAGGAGAGGAUUUGCAGAGAGAAUUCGUUUCCUGUUUCACCAAAGACACCCGCCAUUUUAAGCGAUAGAGAAUUUAACAGUACAUUACUUGUGUCUGUGAAAUAUCCUACAACAGCGAACAAUAAGUGUAAUGUAAAAUUAGAAUGGAAACAAAGGACUUGAUUGUGACAAACUUUUAUUGUAUUUAACAUUAUCUUCAUUUUUAUUAUAUUCGUUAGCAUUGAAUUGAUUUUGAAUUAUCCUGUAAAUUGA